Ostrinia nubilalis (European corn borer) is the source of this 1345-nucleotide messenger RNA. Its product is annotated as putative nuclease HARBI1. The transcript has 5 exons. The coding region runs from base 262 to 1317 and encodes 351 amino acids. The record is from RefSeq and is a predicted model, not a curated record. Lineage: Eukaryota; Metazoa; Arthropoda; Insecta; Lepidoptera; Crambidae.
UCUUAUUCAUAAUCAUUUUUCACAUUUUAUCAAAUGCUUAUUAGAGGUUUAUAAAACGUUUGAUAAAAAUUGUUAUUCAUAAUCGUCAUUUAGCGCUAAAAUCCUCUUAUAUCUGUGUGAUAAGUUAUCGAGAGCUCGGGCCUUGUUUAAAGCUCUAAUAAACCUAUUUUAACCUAACUUUUAUAAAUGUCAUUUCAUAUGAAUGUCACUUCGUUGGUUUAUUUAUUCAAAAUAUCCUUGCUGUGAUCCUUGCUUGUGAAAAUGAAUGCUAUAAAUGCAAUUGUGCAUUUAGCCAAUAAUGCCGACCCAGCGCGACGUAGAAAGCUCUACCGCCAACGAAGCAACCCAUUCGAUUUGCGGGACCUAAAUUUUAAAAUAAAAUAUAGGUUCAAUAAGGACACAGUGCGCACCAUCAUAGAUUUGGUGGAAGAUGAUCUGGUUCAGAGCGCUAGAGGUGGUGGCACGUGUCCUGAACUGCAAGUUUUAGUGGCCAUAAGAUGUUGGGGACGUCGUGAGGUACAAGAUGAUGCUGGUGACCUCCAUGGCCUAAGUCAGCCGACAGUGAGCCGGAUAUGCGCCAGAGUCGCGCAUGCAAUCGCGAAUAAGGCAAAUUCCUUCAUCAAAAUGCCUAUCACUAUAGGAGAGCAGGAAAGAAUUAGUGCCAAAUUUAGAGCAAUUAAAAAUUUUCCUGGGGUGAUAGGAGCCAUAGAUUGCACCCACAUUAAAAUUAAAAAAACCGGAGGUGACAUGGCCCAGUACUAUAUUAAUAGAAAAGGCUAUUAUUCCCUGAAUGUUCAGGUUGUCUGUGAUGCUGACCUCAAAAUAAUGGAUAUAGUGGCUAGAUGGCGAGGCAGUACACAUGACAGUCGAAUUUUUAUGGAGAGCAAUAUAAAACAACGAUUUGAGGAUAGGCAGUUUAGAGGACGCCUUAUUGGCGAUUCGGGCUACCCUCUUCUGCCAUAUCUAUUUACACCUAUUUUAAGGCCUAGUCGUCCAGAAGAAGAAGCAUACAAUAAUGCUCACAUCUCAACUAGGAACACUGUUGAAAGGUGUUUUGGGGUGUGGAAGCAGCGGUUCCAAUGCCUACUCCAUGGCUUACCAGUAAGCCUUCAAAAUGGAAAAGCUGUGAUCAUAGCAUUGGCUGUAUUACAUAAUAUAGCCAUUGAUAUGAAUGACACAUUGUUAGAACAACAUAUGGAGCAGGUCCCUGUAACUCCGCAACUUUCGACGGAGAACAGUGUUCACGACAACCGACCUUCAUUGUUGAGGCGUAGGUCGCAGUUGAUACUACAAAAUUUUAUAAAUCAACAUUUUUGAAUGAUACUGUUCCUGGCAUCUUAAUGAA